CAUAUUAAUUAAAAGUUUUAUUGUUUAGUUUUUAUUAAAUUAAAUCUGCAUGAACGAUAGUGACGGAGAAUCUGCUACAGAAAUUACCAAACUAAUGUCAGGGUAUGUAGAACAAAAUGUGAGUCAAACAGGAGGAGAAAGAAAACGGAGAACUGCGCGUAAUCAUUCGGGUGAAAAUUCGCAGCAGUGUAAUGGUCCAUUGGAUACGGAGGUGACAUUUAGAGAUGGACAGCCAAAUUCUGUUGUAUCUUCUGUGAAUCAGAAUAAUGCAAGAGGUCCUAGUUGGGAUGAAGAGGAGGAAGAGGAAUUAAAAUAUGGAGCUAAACAUGUUAUAAAAUUAUUCAUUCCAGUAUCUCUUUGCAUGCUGGUGGUGGUGGCAACCAUUAGUUCAAUUAAUUUUUAUUCCCAUACCAAUACUUAUCUUAUAGAUGAUCCAAAACAGCAGAUUCUGAUGAUUCAUAUGAGCAUCUGCUGUUUUGGAUCAUCAUCUAUACUGGAUGAAAAAUCAAAGAGGAACUGUGUAAUUCAUGGAUGGCUAAUAAUUUCAUCUUUGAUGCUUCUAUUUUUAUUUGCAUACAUUUAUCUUGGUGAAUUGUUGAGAGCAUAUAACAUACCAAUGGAUUACAUAACAGUUGUAAUAAUUAUGUGGAAUUUUGGUGUAGUAGGAAUGAUAUGUAUCCAUUGGAAAGGACCUUUGCAUUUACAACAAGCAUAUCUUAUUUUGGUUUCUGCAUUAAUGGCUCUUGUUUUCAUUAAGUAUUUGCCUGAUUGGACAACAUGGGUGGUCUUAGGAGUAAUUUCUGUUUGGGAUUUAAUAGCUGUGCUGUGUCCAAUUGGACCUUUAAGAAUUUUAGUGGAAACAGCUCAAGAAAGGAAUGAACCUAUUUUUCCAGCUUUAAUAUAUUCUUCUGCAAUGACAUGGUGUGUAACAAUGGCUGGACCUGAUACUUCUCCUCAAGAACAAGAAACUGAAAACUUUGAAGAUUCAUCACAUCAGUUAGCUUCUAGCGAAACGCUUGGAGAUGAAGAGCUUCAGGAUGUAGUGAACGAACGUGUUAAUAAAGAAACAGAUAAUCAACCUGUUUUAUCAAACAGAACAGAAUCUAGAGUUCAGCAACCAAGCUCAAACCAUAGAAAUAAUCAGACUGCACCAACUGCAACAACACAACUUGAAGAUGAAGAAAGAGGAGUUAAACUUGGUUUAGGAGAUUUUAUAUUUUAUAGUGUUUUAGUAGGCAAAGCUUCAUCAUAUGGUGAUUGGAAUACAACUGUUGCAUGCUUUGUAGCCAUUCUUAUUGUUAAACAUUUUUAUUUGUACAAAACAAUGUGUACAAAGAGUCAAACAACAAUGGUGAGUAGCUGUAGUGUAGAAGUGUUUCCUACGAAAGCAGAAAUUGCUUAAAGUGCUCUCCAACGGCUUUACUAGGAAAAACAUUCAAGGUUGGGUAUUUUUACUACAUAAUUUCAGUCAGUGCAGUCUUAAAAGCUUAUUUUAACUGUUUGUUACAAUAGUGUCACUACCUUGUUGGUUUAUUUUCAUUGCUGUCUACUACAUAUUAAAGAAAAUGCAAUUCAUAUACAAUUUUUAAUAUAGGGUACUGAGCAAAGUUUGUUGAAUUACUGCUUGCAAACAUAUUCUUCAAUGACACCAUUAAGCAUUUGUUAAUAAGAUGAUUAGCAUUUAUAGUAUAUUUUAAGUGUAAUUAUUAUUUACUAUCACUGGUACAAAAAUCCAAGGCAAAUAUACAAUUAAAAGUUUGUGUAAUAGGAGAAACAUACUAAAGAAAAGCAUUUCUUAACGUCCUUUUAUAAAAUGUAAAAACACUAGACGUCAAGUAAUGUUACAAAACUAACAAUACAACUGUCUAUCAGCAUUAUGGAAAAGACAUAUUAUGCAAUUACUAGUACUAGUAGCAUUCUGUUCUCUGUGAAUGAUAUUGCCUGAAGAGGACAGUUAUAUAAUGUGAAAAAUACUUGCAUAAAUAAAUCUCUUCUGUAAGGCCACUAGACAGUUGUAUAGUUAAUUGUCUUCUUUUUCUUACAUCCUUGAAAAUGCCACCAAAUCAUAUAGUAUUUUUAAUUAAAUUAGGUAUUGAGGUUUUAGAUGGAUAAGAGCCUUAAAUUUGACCCUACCAUAUGUUGAGUUUCAAAGGAAUAUGAAGACACGCUUAUUUUAUUUUUUUGUUUUAGUAUUUUUUCUAUUAUACAGAACUUUUAAAAUGUUCUCAUUAAAACCAUGAGUUGAUAUUACAAAUAAAUUUUCAGUGUUUUAGUUUGUAAAGUACUAUUUUUAAUUGGUUGCUCUACAACGAUAUUUUUCUUAGAGCCGGGACCUAACGGGUACUUUACGCGGGUUCGCGUUUGUUAGUUGCCAGGCCUGGACUUUUAGCGUGCACCGAAAUAAAUUAAGGACAAAGUUAGUCACAAAAAAAUCUCAAUAAUAAAUGUUUAAUCAAGUUUAACCAAUACUAUGUACAAGAUUUAUAAACAAACAACAAAUUUAUUAAUCAAAAUCAAAUCACAAAUCAACCCGACAAACUUAAGUCUUAUUCUAACUUAGAACUAUUCCCCUUGGAAUUCCGACAAAACAAAAUCCAAUUCUUAACUUAGAUACAAAUUCUCUUAUAACUAUCAAUCCUAACCGUCACCUCAAUUAAUACUCGGAACCUUUUCUUCUACUCAAGACUUUCCUAUUUCCAAAUCACCAAAAUCGAACCUUCAAUCUCCUACUAGGAUUUCCUAUUCGACACCUAUUCACUGCUACCAGCAGACCAACGCUUUCCGUUCAGGAGCUCACCUCUUCUGUCUUCACUUGAGCUACUGUACUUAUAGUAUGAGGUGACGUCACAGUUCUACUGUAGCCACUCCCCUCAUUUACAUAUCUACACGUAACAUUGUUUUCUCUUCGUUAUCUGGUAGCUUAUUUCUCGACAGUACUUUGUUAACCUUUUACAGCAUUUCUUUAACAAUUAUCGGGAUGUUUUGUUAAGGUUACACAAGUUCCUAGAAAGCCUAUUGGGGUGUCUCCCCCUUCAGUGCGGACUUACAAUUCUGCCACUCGGGCGUGCACAUGAGUGCAAUGCUAGCUAUGGCGCUAUCGUUUCGUCGUCGGUGAGUUGGUUAAUCUUUUAUCUUCUCGUUUUGAACAUUAGGGUGGUGGGUGAGGAAACUUUCGUCCUAACCAAACAUAAGCCCCAAACAAAAAAUAUAAUAAAGCAAAGUAAAAGUAAACUAAAAAUAAAGCACGGACUUGGUUCCUUACAAGUUUAAUUAAGCUAGGUUCGUGCUGUCUUACAAACCACUAGAAAAGAAUGAAAUGAAGACUAAUCAAAGCAAAAUGUUCGCACCAUAGUACAUGAAAUAAAGUGUGUUAGAAAAUGAUCAGUCAAAAAUAUUUUAAAUACUAGGUGUGAAAAGAUGAUCGGUCAAAUCAAGAUUUGUCAAAAGUUGAGAAUUUUCUACUUCUAAUGAACUGGUAAAACAAUUGCCAAAAGGGCAGUUUGUAUGCCAAUGUGAACCUAGCUUUAAUUUGGGGAAAUUGGUUAGAGUUAUUCAGAUGAAACAGGAAUGAGUUAGAAUUUUUCCCAUAAAAAAUAAUGACAAAAUUUUCUGGUAUUCAAAUUAUUUUCAGGAAUAAUUAGGUUCAGAUAAUGAGAAUGGCUGUAUCUCUCAUUUUUCCAGUUUGGACUUUUUUGAUUAUAAUAAUAUAAAAUAAUAUAUAUUGCAAUAUAUUUUGUAUGAUGAUUACUUUGUAGUAACAGCAAGUUUAUAGAAUAUUUUCAAUAUGAUUGAAGAUAGCGUAAAAAUUUUGUAUAAGAAAUGCACAUGGCACGUGCUGAUGGUUAUUGUAAUCAGAACUGCAUUGUUUGCUGUAUUUAUUUCUAUGUCUUGAAACCGAAAUGUUUAUACGUUUACAUUUUAUAAUAAAAGAUGUGUAUUAUUUUCAAUUUUACAAUCAUUUACAAUAAUAUAAGUGUAGAAAUUCUUUCCUAGGGUUUUCUCUAGAAAACCCUAGAAAAAGAAACUAGCAGUAUUCUCUCAAUAUUAUUCUUGCAAUAGUAUGAUUUAAAUAAAAUAAUUUACACGAAUGCAUGAUUUAAAGUGGGAUAAUUUUGUGAUUUUGAAUUGCCUUCUAAUUGUUAGUUACCAUUAACUUCAGAUAAAUACAAGGUCUGUUCAAAAAGUAUCGGACCUUUGGUCGGCAAAAAUAAAUUUAUUGACUUUGAGGUACAAAACCC
Molecule: messenger RNA, 4238 nt
Organism: Centruroides sculpturatus (bark scorpion)
Lineage: Eukaryota; Metazoa; Arthropoda; Arachnida; Scorpiones; Buthidae
Gene: Psn
Product: presenilin-2-like
Exons: 10
Coding region: 50-1402 (450 amino acids)
Biological process (GO): negative regulation of apoptotic process; membrane protein ectodomain proteolysis; protein processing
Cellular component (GO): apical plasma membrane; membrane raft; nucleus
Molecular function (GO): aspartic endopeptidase activity, intramembrane cleaving
Source: RefSeq, a predicted model, not a curated record